Messenger RNA from Hydra vulgaris (swiftwater hydra), 812 nucleotides. Its product is annotated as COMM domain-containing protein 5. The record is from RefSeq and is a predicted model, not a curated record. Lineage: Eukaryota; Metazoa; Cnidaria; Hydrozoa; Anthoathecata; Hydridae. Gene Ontology annotation, cellular component: nucleus.
UAUUAACUAAAAAAAUUUAUUUGGUUGAGUCCGAAACAAUAUGGCGGGUCGUGAAAGAGUGGCUUCGUUCAAAAAAACCAAUGUCCAACUAGAUCAAUCAGCGUUUCUGCCAGCCAAAAUCCCAUCAGUAAUUCUCAAAUUAAGUGGAGUCUCUUCUAAAAUAAAUAGAGAUCUUUUUAGAAAAGUUCUUCAAGUUGUUAUAAAAGACAUUGAAGGAAGUGUCAUUAUUACAGAGGAUAUAUUUGGUAACCUUAAAUCUUUGUUUGAAAAUGUUAUUACAGAGGAUAAGUUUUUAAUACUUUAUUCUGGUGUACUUUUGUUAAUGCGUUAUGCUCUCAGACAUCCUCAAGGAUCUUUAAAAAAAGAGUCAUUUAUUUUGGAGCUAAACGAACUUAGACUAAAUAAAGAACACAUAGAAGAUAUUUGCAGUGUUGUUUUCACAACAAAACAAAAUGCAAUUGAAAAAAAGUUUUCCAGUUUUCAACUGCCUUCAUUAAUAUCUUUACGAUGGAGAAUAGAUGUCACAAUAUCUACAAGUGUAUUAAACCGUGUGCUUCAACCCACUAUUUUAAUGCAGAUAAAAGAUAGCAAUGGAAAAAUGUUCACAUUUGAAGUAUCUUAUGCGAAAUUUCAUGAACUAAGAUAUAACAUUGCUUCUCUUCUUAAAGAAAUGGAAGAUUUGGAAAAAAGAAGCGUUUUAAGAGUCGAACACUAACCCGAUAAUAUUUUACACACAAUCCUAAACCAUUAAUCCUUGAUUACAUAGUUGUUAAAUUUCUUUUAUAAUAUGCUCUAAUUAAUAAAAUGAUUUA